Molecule: messenger RNA, 2028 nt
Organism: Geodia barretti
Lineage: Eukaryota; Metazoa; Porifera; Demospongiae; Tetractinellida; Geodiidae
Source: the annotation of a GenBank genome assembly
AUGAUCUCGCGAUACGGAAACGCAAAAGACAAAGAUAAAUGGGGCGAUAUUGUUGCGACCUUCCAAAAAGUCGUCGAACUGGAUCCCGACCAUUACGGAUUUGAGAAAAAUGGACGUCCUUUCAGUGCGUACCACUACCUUGGGGAAAUUUCAGAGCAGAUGGGAGACUACCAAUCUGCCGCCAACGCUUUCAAAGAACUGAUUCGCAUCAUGCCCUAUCAGCCAGCGUUCUAUUUACGGUUAGGCAGCCUCUAUGACCAGUUGGACAAUAAGCAGGAAGCAAUCACCGCUUACGAGCGUGCAAUCAAAAUCAACCGCGACCUAUGGCGAGCGCAUGAUGCACUGUGGAAAUUGUGCUUUGAGCAUUAUUAUCAGUUAUAUCAAGAGGAUCAGUUAGAGGCUGCAGCAGAAAAUCUCCGGAAAGCAGUUCACUCUUAUUCUGAACUGCGACGACUUGCCCCACCCGCUAACCACGAACACGACAAUGAUUUGCUAGCACAGUUUCGUGCACGUCUUGGGAGGCUUUACGUCGUCCUCCAACGGGAAAACGAGGCAAUUGAAGUUUUAGAAAAAUCGUUAGAAACAACACCCGAUAACCCCGAUACAAACUACUGGCUUGGAAUUGCUUACCAAGAGAUUGGAAACCCUGAACAAGCAGAACGCUAUCUCAGAACAACAAUUGCACUCUCACCCGAACGUGAAGAGGCUUACAACGCGCUCGGAUAUUUCUUCGCCGAACGUGGAACUAACUUAGACGAAGCUGUGGGGCUAAUCCAGAAAGCUUUGAAAAAAUCUCCAGCAAAUGGUGCUUAUUUGGAUAGCCUCGGUUGGGUAUAUUUCAAGCAGGGCAAACUGAAUGACGCAUUGAAGCAACUCGAAAAAGCAGUUAUCUACAUGCCGGAUAGCGUAGAAGUCCAAGAUCAUCUGGGGGAGGUUUAUCUAAGAAAAGGACUCAAGAAAGAAGCGGAUGCUUCUGAAGUUCCUUCUGCGCCUGCUCAACCAAAUGCACCUCAACUGGCACUCGGAGAUCGCAAGGACUUCUUCUCGGUCAAUUUUAACACCCACGAACAAUAUAUUGUUCAAUCCACAUUGCGAGCGAUUGGAGAGUUCUGUUACAUCUUCGUUGAGGAUUCGCAGUGGUUACGGACGGUGAAUGAAGAAAAGGUUCGCUCGGUGCGUCGUGCAUUUGAUGAUGCGGCACCGGCUGAUUUGAAUCGUGGAAUCUAUGAAAUCGAAACGGAGCUUUUUGGCGCACCGCCAGAUAUUGAUGGCGAUAAGCGGAUCUAUCUGCUUUUAUUAGACAUUCGUGACGGAGAAACACGAGGCAGCAGUUUCGUCGCAGGGUUUUUCAGCCCAGUGAACCAGCACCGAGGCGUUCUGAGACACCCGGAGAUAGGUAUUCCGGUGCGUAGCAAUGAGCUCGAUAUGCUCUAUCUGGACACCGAUCCCCAAAACGCAGGAAGCGAGAAAGCGUUCGGUGUGCUUGCCCACGAAUUUGCGCAUCUCAUCCACUGGCGGCAUGACGCAGAUGAAGCAAUCUGGAUCAAUGAAGGCUGCGCUGAAUAUGCUAUGUUCGUUUGUGGCUACCAAGUAAGAGGGCAUGUCUCAUCAUUUCAACAGAAUCCACAUAUCUCGUUAAUAGAUUGGCCCCAAGGAACGCGCAGCCAACUCGCCCAUUACGGUGCGGCCUACUUAUGGAUGCUUUAUCUCCAUGAACACUACGGCGGUUCACAAACGAUCGCCGCAAUCGUGAAAGAUCGAGCGAACGGAAUCUCCGGCAUCGAUAAUGCCUUGCACUCGCGCGGUAUAGAAGCAACCUUCCCCGUUAUCUAUGCUGAUUGGAAGGUCGCAAAUUAUCUGGACGAUACCGAAUUUGCUGAUGGGCAGUACGGUUAUCAGAAUGAGCAACUAAGGCUCCGGCACCGCCGUGAGCAUCGUUCAUAUCCUGUGUCCGUUGAAAACAACGUACUUGCUAGCUAUGGAUCAGACUAUAUCCCCUUCUACCCUAGUGCCAGAAAUGGUAGUUGA